Phaeoacremonium minimum UCRPA7 is the source of this 1113-nucleotide messenger RNA. Its product is annotated as putative endoplasmic reticulum-golgi intermediate compartment protein 3 protein. Gene Ontology annotation, biological process: endoplasmic reticulum to Golgi vesicle-mediated transport; retrograde vesicle-mediated transport, Golgi to endoplasmic reticulum. Gene Ontology annotation, cellular component: COPII-coated ER to Golgi transport vesicle; endoplasmic reticulum membrane; endoplasmic reticulum. Bases 1 to 1113 code for a protein of 370 amino acids. The record is from RefSeq and is a predicted model, not a curated record. Lineage: Eukaryota; Fungi; Ascomycota; Sordariomycetes; Togniniales; Togniniaceae. The transcript is spliced from 2 exons.
AUGGAAAUUCACUUGAACAUUACCUUCCCCCACAUUCCUUGCGAAUUGCUCACUCUCGAUGUAAUGGAUGUAUCGGGCGAGCAGCAACACGGCGUGCAACAUGGUGUGAACAAAGUCAGACUUAGAGCUGAAUCUGAGGGAGGUGGUGUUAUCGAUGUCAAGGCGCUCGAUCUACAUCGGGAAGAUGAAGCGGCCAAGCACCUGGAUCCCAACUACUGCGGCCAGUGCUACGGAGCAUCUCCGCCGAGCAACGCAAUGAAGCCUGGAUGCUGCAACACCUGUGACGAAGUCCGGGAGGCAUAUGCGCAAGCAUCAUGGGCCUUUGGUAAGGGCGAAGGUGUCGAACAGUGCCAGCGUGAACAUUACGCUGAGCGAUUGGAGGAGCAGAGGCGUGAGGGCUGUCGUAUCGAGGGUGGGCUCCGUGUGAACAAGGUAGUUGGAAACUUCCACUUGGCACCGGGACGAAGCUUCAGUAAUGGCAACAUGCACGUUCACGACCUUAAGAACUACUGGGAGAACCCCAACGACGGCUACUCGUUCUCGCAUACGAUUCACCAUCUCCGCUUUGGUCCGCAAUUGCCAGAGUCGAUCACAAAGAAUAUGGGCUCGAAGGCUCUUCCCUGGACGAACCAUCACCAGAACCCCCUGGACGGCAUCAAACAGGUUACAGAUGACCCGAACUUCAACUACAUGUACUUUGUCAAGAUUGUGCCCACCUCGUACCUCCCUCUUGGCUGGGAGAAGAAGAAUCGCGGUGGAUAUACAGAGGAUGGUGCCGCGCUGGGCUCCUUCGGCCAAGGCGCAGACGGAAGCGUCGAGACGCACCAGUACUCCGUCACAAGCCAUAAGCGUAGCUUAGCUGGAGGUGAUGAUCGCGCUGAAGGCCACGAAGAGCGUCUGCACUCAAAGGGUGGUAUCCCAGGCGUGUUCUUCUCAUAUGACAUCUCGCCGAUGAAGGUCAUCAAUCGCGAGGAGAGGCCAAAGACAUUUGCUGGGUUCCUGACUGGCCUCUGUGCGGUCAUUGGCGGCACGCUUACCGUGGCGGCGGCUGUGGAUCGUGGUGUAUUUGAGGGCGCAACUAGGUUAAAGAAGAUGAGGUCGAAGGACUUGUAG